AUGCCCGUGGAAGCGGGGCCUGCGCGGCUCGUGCGCUCCGCGCAAAAGGAUGAACUGUAUCGAGGGGCGUUGAAGAGCGGAGCGGGGGCUGCCCUGGGGGGACUGGCUGGUGCUAAAACAUGGCUGGAAUGGCAGAAGGAAAUUGAGCUGCUUGCUGAUGUGGCUUAUUUCACCCUGACUACACUUUCAGGUUACCAAUCCCUUGGCGAAGAAUAUGUCAACAUUAUUCAAGUAGACCCAUCCGGGAAAAGGAUUCCUUCUUUAUUUCGACGGGCUGUCCUGAUCGCUCUGCACACUGUCUUGCCCUACUUGUUAGACAAGGGUUUAGUCCACCUGGAACAUGAACUUCAGGCAGAACCCGAUGCGACGCAAACUCUGCAAAGACCCUCCUCCUCGGGACUGCGAGGCAGGACUUUUGUGCGGAGCUGGUUGCGGAACCAGCUUGGUGGGUGGACCGAGCAGCAGAAGAAACUCCUUUCCCAGGCCGUCUAUCUCCUCAGGCACAGCAUCCCUCUUCUCCGUCGGCUGCACCUGGCCGUCUUCUAUUUGAACGGCAUCUUCUACCACGUGUCUAAAAGAAUAGCAGGGAUCUCUUAUCUGCGCUUUGCAGGACUGGCAGGAAAUGACCAGAACAUUCGAUCAAGUUACAGACUCCUCGGCAUCGUUUCUCUUCUGCAUCUGGCACUGACGGUCGGUACCCAAGCCUACAGCUACCAACAGAGACAGAGGGCGAGACAAGAAUGGAAACUACACCGUAACCUUUCCCAUCCAAAAAUCCUGCCUGAAGAGAAACUCCCGGCCCGCAGCUCCCGCUGCACUCUGUGCUUAGAAGAGCGGCGGCAUGCCACGGCCACCCCCUGCGGCCACCUCUUCUGCUGGGAAUGCAUCACCGAGUGGUGUAAUACCAAGGCGGAGUGCCCGCUCUGCAGAGAGAAAUUCCAGCCGCAGAAGCUGAUUUACCUGCGCCACUAUCGCUAACAGCCG
This is a messenger RNA of Euleptes europaea (tarantolino), 984 nucleotides long. It is a transcript of the gene PEX10, whose product is annotated as peroxisomal biogenesis factor 10. Gene Ontology annotation, cellular component: peroxisomal membrane. Gene Ontology annotation, biological process: protein import into peroxisome matrix. The transcript is spliced from 6 exons. The coding region runs from base 1 to 978 and encodes 325 amino acids. The record is from RefSeq and is a predicted model, not a curated record. Gene Ontology annotation, molecular function: zinc ion binding. NCBI's taxonomy places the organism in Eukaryota, Metazoa, Chordata, Lepidosauria, Squamata, Sphaerodactylidae.